AUGCUGAACUUGCACACACAGUACUUUGCCUACGGCUUAGGCAUCUUAGUGGUGUACCUGAUUGGAACUUUGAUCUUCAGCCGCAAACAACGAGCUAUCGUCUUCGACCGACUUCAAAUUCGGCGAAAUCGAGCAUCUGGUACAUUCACGCCGCCACGUUCGUUGUCGCCCGAGAAGCAAGGUCCGGCACCGAACAAACCACCACAAGGUCCGGACUAUGGCGAUAUCUUUCCACCUAGCCGUAGGUCUGCACUGGCUGAUCUACCAAGUGAUGCCUUGAAAGGGCCAGGAAACUCAACAGCAGUGCUAGCUGCUCGUGAGACAGACUAUAGCAAGCGUGUGCCGGACUGCGAGGUCGGCAAUACGGAGGAUCUCUCUGAGCACGCCACGGCUACUGGCUUCACAGUAGACGAGAUCCAACGGCUUGGCGACUUCCCAGAUUAUGCUGCACUGAGCGGCGUGCCACUUCCCCAACCGUAUACUGAGUUCGACAUCAAUAAGGCCCUGCCUAGGCCCUUCCGACCUUUCAGAUGGGCCUACCAUCAGACGAUGUCAUUGAUAAAGAUGGAAUCUGAUUGGUGGCUUGAGCUUGAGAAAACGUAUUCGGACCGCAUCAAACAGCGUGCCGAGCUGUUUGAGAAGUACGGCCCAAUGAUGCUGCAACAGCUCCCUGGUGCUGAAAUAGCUUCGAAAGAGUUGAUGGAGAUGUGCUUACAGUUCCUACGUGCACGAUACCCACAGUACUUCCAGCUCGAUCUUGAGCAUAUGAUCUUCCAUAACAGCAUCCUGGGCACUAAGACGGACUUGCGAGCAGUCGAGCCCUUGCAGGUCUUGUUGCAUAAUGUGCCGGAAGAUUUUGCCAUCAUGCUUCGCAAUCCGAUCACUGGCAUCUACAGCUUCCGAGCUGGUAUUAUCUGCAGCAGUCUCGGCUGGAACCUUGGCACAAAGAUUGGUCUCAAGCUGCAUGAAAUCCAUGGUGUCGUUCCCGAUUACAAGGAGAAGAUGCAAUUCUCCAUGGACCGAUACUUUGCGAAGAAGCCCACCGAUAGAGCUAUACAGCGCGGUAGUUGGGGACUGGAGAUUGACGAGCCACUAUUCAUGCCGCCGGACGAUCCUCACGAGAAGCUGCGAGAGGCGCAAGAUCCUACCCAUACUAUCGACCGCUGCCAUCUCCGAGUCGACUGGCAGACACUUCGCCGACUUCCACUAUCGGGAGCGAUCGUCUUCAAUUUCAAAGCUGUCUUCACACCAGUCAAGGAGUUCAGGGACGAACCAUACAUUCCCACGCUGAUAUUAAAGGUUCUCAAGGAGGGCAAGAAGAAUUUGAUGGAGUACAAGAAUACGUGGCAUACGGAGCAUGUGGUCAUGCGAGCCUUGGAGGAGUAUGAACGUGAGCAGGUCGAGAAGGGCUUGAUAGAGAAGGAUUGGGAGCCUCAUACGCUGGACGAGUCACCGUUUUAUCCUGGGUGGGAGGAGAAGUGGCAUAGGCAGCAAGGAUUUUGA
Recurvomyces mirabilis is the source of this 1503-nucleotide messenger RNA. RefSeq lists its product as uncharacterized. The transcript has 2 exons. The record is from RefSeq and is a predicted model, not a curated record. Lineage: Eukaryota; Fungi; Ascomycota; Dothideomycetes; Mycosphaerellales; Teratosphaeriaceae. The coding region runs from base 1 to 1503 and encodes 500 amino acids.